Messenger RNA from Caenorhabditis angaria, 929 nucleotides. NCBI's taxonomy places the organism in Eukaryota, Metazoa, Nematoda, Chromadorea, Rhabditida, Rhabditidae. The record is from the annotation of a GenBank genome assembly.
AUGCAAUUUGUUCCCCAGCUUCUCCUCUACCUAUUCUAUAUUCCCGCCUUCAUUUUCAGUAUAAUUAUAGUAUUUGUGCUUCGGAAAUAUGUGAAAUUCGGAGCAUUUUAUCAAAUUUUCCUAGUCUCCUGGAUUCUCGAUCUUUCACAUUGUGCUCUUUAUUUAUGGCUACAUUGGGUGCAAAUUUGCUAUCCUGGUCAAAUCUACAUUGAUACUGGAUAUUACACAGGUAUACUAUUUCGAGCGGAGCGAGUGUAGACCGCAAGCUUCCGCGUUAAUGACAUGCGGAAGCUUCCACGUCAUAGGCAAUCCAGGUGGCCGCUAAAGCGGAAGGUAGUGCCGCUUCGCGGAAGCUUGCGGUCAACACUCGCUCCGCUCGGAAAAAAACAGUUAAAUUCCACCUGGCCGCUGCGCGGAAGCUUGCGGUCUACACUCGCGGCUUCGCCGCUCGAAAUUCAUUUUCUUUUUUUUUCAGUAUCUCUAGAGAAUAUUCUAUUAUUCACCCAUUUUUUAUAUAAUUAUAAAAAAAAACGAAUAUUUCAAACAAUCAAGCUAUUCAACGAUUAAUUUUGAGUGGAUAUAUCGUAACUUGCGAUCUCAUUUCAAUCAUUUUAACCAUCUUAACAAUCUAUAGAAUUCGAUUUUUCGAGACCGCCAAUGAGAAGAAGCUAAUUAUCGUAACUGCAUCACAUACAGUUAUUGCAAUUGUGGUUUUUCUUUAUCAAGUUACCAAAACUCUAGAACUACAAGAUCCAAUUUCUUUAUUUUUGGCCAAAUAUCGAACUAUUCUAACCGUCAUUUUUAUAUGCUGUAAUUUGGCGACGAUUUUAAUUGCUGAUUCGAGGAUUCGUCAGGAUUUUCUAGCCAUUUUUAAGUGUCGUGGAAAUUCGGUUUUUGUGAUCUCUGUGUGGAGUUCGGAGACCACAUAG